Messenger RNA from Callithrix jacchus (white-tufted-ear marmoset), 2844 nucleotides. It is a transcript of the gene HSPA6, whose product is annotated as heat shock protein family A (Hsp70) member 6. The record is from RefSeq and is a predicted model, not a curated record. Gene Ontology annotation, molecular function: ATP binding; ATP-dependent protein folding chaperone. Lineage: Eukaryota; Metazoa; Chordata; Mammalia; Primates; Cebidae.
UUAAGAUACUUGCCUGUCUUCGCAUGGUAGCCUGGUUUCGGCCCUCCUGAGCCUCUGGACUCGCAGCGGCUGUCCAAGGCAGCCAGGGGGCCUGUGAGCCGCAGGGAUCCGACCUCCCACGGCCCCGGAGAGACCUUCACUCUCAAGUUGCUGCCUUUGCGGCCUCUGCCACAGCCGCGCGUCCUCAAAGCCCGCGGGAGGAGCUGGAACCUUCCCCGCGUUUCUUUCAGCAGCCCUGAGUCAGAGGCGGGCGGGGCUGGCGUAGCAGUUCAGCCCCGGGGCUCACGACCCGAUCCACGCGAACCUUCUCCCGGCGUCAGCGCGGCGCAGUCCCGCUGAGUCAGCCCGGGCGGGCGGGAGGCUCUCGGCCGGCCGGGAAGGUGCGGGAAGGUUCGCGGCGGCGCGGGCGGGAGGAGGCGCAAGCGGAUAAAAAGCCGGUGGAAGCGAAGCGGAGCAGAUCCGAGCCGGGCCGGCCGGAGAGAAAUCGCGGGGAGAGCCCACGGCGGAGCGCCCUUCGACUGCUGAGCAGCAGCAGCAGCUUCAACCACCUCGAGCAUCCACGAGAAGCUUCAGCCAUGCAGGCCCCACGGGAGCUGGCGGUGGGCAUCGACCUGGGCACCACCUACUCGUGCGUGGGCGUGUUCCAGCAGGGCCGCGUGGAGAUCCUGGCCAACGACCAGGGCAACCGCACCACGCCCAGCUACGUGGCCUUCACUGACACCGAGCGGCUGGUCGGGGAUGCGGCCAAGAGCCAGGCGGCCCUGAACCCUCUCAACACGGUGUUCGACGCUAAGCGGCUGAUCGGGCGCAAGUUCGAGGACGCCACGGUGCAGGCGGACAUGAAGCACUGGCCCUUCCAGGUGGUGAGCGAGGGCUGCAAGCCCAAGGUGCGCGUGUCCUACCGCGGGGAGGACAAGGCGUUCUACCCCGAGGAGAUCUCGUCCAUGGUUCUGAGCAAGAUGAAAGAGACGGCCGAGGCGUACCUGGGCCAGCCCGUGAAGCACGCUGUGAUCACCGUGCCCGCCUACUUCAAUGACUCGCAGCGCCAGGCCACCAAGGACGCGGGCGCCAUCGCGGGGCUCAACGUGCUGCGGAUCAUCAACGAGCCCACGGCGGCCGCCAUCGCCUAUGGGCUUGACCGGCGCGGCGCUGGAGAGCGCAACGUGCUCAUUUUUGACCUGGGCGGGGGCACCUUCGACGUGUCCAUUCUCUCCAUUGACGCCGGUGUCUUUGAGGUGAAAGCCACUGCUGGAGACACCCACCUGGGUGGAGAGGACUUCGACAACCGGCUGGUGAACCACUUCGUGGAAGAAUUCCGGCGGAAGCAUCGGAAGGACCUGAGCGGGAACAAGCGGGCCCUGCGUAGGCUGCGUACAGCCUGUGAGCGCGCCAAGCGCACCCUGUCCUCCAGCACCCAGGCCACCCUGGAGAUUGACUCCCUGUUCGAGGGCGUGGACUUCUACACGUCCAUCACUCGUGCCCGCUUUGAGGAACUGUGCUCAGACCUCUUCCGCAGCACUCUGGAGCCGGUAGAGAAGGCCCUGCGGGAUGCCAAGCUGGACAAGGCCCAGAUCCAUGACGUCGUCCUGGUGGGGGGCUCCACUCGCAUCCCCAGGGUGCAGAAGUUGCUGCAGGACUUCUUCAACGGCAAGGAGCUGAACAAGAGCAUCAACCCUGAUGAGGCUGUGGCCUAUGGGGCUGCUGUGCAGGCGGCCGUGUUGAUGGGGGACAAGUGUGAGAAAGUGCAGGAUCUUCUGCUGCUGGAUGUGGCUCCCCUGUCUCUAGGGCUGGAGACAGCAGGUGGGGUGAUGACUACGCUUAUCCAGAGGAAUGCCACUGUCCCCACCAAACAGACCCAGACUUUCACCACCUACUCGGACAACCAGCCUGGGGUCUUCAUCCAGGUGUAUGAGGGUGAGAGGGCCAUGACCAAGGACAACAACCUGCUGGGGCGCUUUGAACUCAGUGGCAUCCCUCCUGCCCCACGUGGAGUCCCCCAGAUAGAGGUGACCUUUGACAUUGAUGCUAAUGGCAUCCUGAGUGUGACAGCCACUGACAGGAGCACAGGUAAGGCUAACAAGAUCACCAUCACCAAUGACAAGGGCCGGCUGAGCAAGGAAGAGGUGGAGAGGAUGGUUCGUGAGGCCGAGCAAUACAAGGCUGAGGAUGAGGCCCAGAGGGACAGAGUGGCUGCCAAAAACUCGUUGGAGGCCCAUGUCUUCCAUGUGAAAGGCUCUUUGCAAGAGGAAAGCCUUAGGGACAAGAUUCCCAAAGAGGACAGGUGCAAAGUGCAAGACAAGUGUCAGGAAGUCCUUGCCUGGCUGGAGCACAACCAGCUGGCAGAGAAGGAGGAGUAUGAGCAUCAGAAGACAGAGCUGGAGCAAAUCUGUCGCCCCAUCUUCUCCAGGCUCUAUGGGGGGCCUAGUGUCCCUGGGGGCAGCAGUUGUGGAGCUCAAGCCCGCCAGGGGGACCCCAGCAACGGCCCCAUCAUUGAGGAGGUUGAUUGAAUGGCCCUUUGUGAUAAGUCAGCUGUGACUGUAAGGGCUAUGCUGUGGGCCUUCUAGACUGUUUCUAUGAUCCUGCCCUUCAGAGAUGAAGGGCUGGGGAAUCUUCCCGGCAAAGCUAGAGCUUUCUUCUCAGGAUGUUUCAUAACUGAAGUCUUUUGACUUUUCGGUGAGAGAAGGGUUCAUCCUCUUCUGCUUCAAAUUAAAAGUCGUUAAUGUAUUAACAUUUGUGUGGCACUUUAACAUUGCGUUUGCCUAUAUUUUGUGUAUUUUGUUACUUGCAUGUAUGAAUUUUGUUAUGUGAAAUAUAGUUAUAGACCUAAAUAAACUUUUAAAACUC